UAAACUACGUCAAUUAACCCAGUUUGUGCACAUGGCUUCCCCAAUGUGGAUCACAAAAACAGGUUUUUUCAUCUGAAGAAAAGAAAACCAACUUCGCGCCCCUCUGUCAGAACCUUAGAAGGUGGAAGGCCCACAGUUCGAGAAACGCUGGUCUCAGAAUUUGAACAUCUCAGAAUAAAAAGAGAAGUUAAAUUAUUCUAAAAUUGGAUUGUUGAUGCGUUGAUAUAGCCUAGCAAAUAAAAAAAAAAUCUUUUAUUGUCUAUCUAAUUAUUUAUGUGAACUUUUUAUAACAGUUUUACUCAUCUACUGUUCACUGAAUUAUAAUCUAUAAUCAGAUUGGAAUUAGUUGAAAAAUGUCCAGUCGACAAAGUCCAGAUGGGGUCUACAACGUCACCAACAGUUUCCUUAGCAAUGGGAGUGAGAAUGCAUCGUUUUCUGAAAACCUGUUCGACAGUUCUGUGACUAAAGUGGUCAUUUCAGUGUCUUUCACUUCAGUUUUUCUUCUUAGCUUCAUUGGUAAUGUGAUGGUGCUGUUUGUGCUGACCAGAAGUACUUUGAUUAGUUCUCGUACUAAUUUGUUUUUAGCCAACUUAGCGAUAGCUGAUCUUUGUGUGGGAAUAUUCUGUGUGAUACCAACAAUGAUCAGAUUUUUGACCAACCAGUGGUAUUUCGGACAGGUUCUGUGUAAAGUCUCCAGAUUUGUAGAAAAUGUGAAUCUUACAGCGUCUAUGUUUCUACAGGAAGUAAUAGCGGGAGAGCGAUAUAUAGCCAUCAAGUAUCCUCUUCAAUCUCGCCAUCUUUUUAGUCGUAACAAGCUUUAUGUUGCCCAGUUUCUCGUCUGGUUGGUGUCCUGUCUGUACAACAUUCCAUUUCUUGUGAUUUUCGAUACUUUGGAAAUCCCUACAGGCACCCAGGAAGUCAAAAUAAUAUGCCUCUACAAGAGUAAUUACGAAUCACUUCAUAUUUAUUACAUAUGCACUUUUGUUAUUUGGUAUGCUAUUCCUCUGGUGGUUAUGACUAUACUGUACUACAAAAUCGGACGAACUCUUUGGAAAAGCAAUGCACUAAGUCAUAUGAUGAAGCUUAGAAAACGAAUUGGUUCCGUCGGUUCUUCCAACAUGAGUGAUGAUAGUGGAGAGAUGACUACUAGUACUUUUGUUUCCAGAAAAAUGUCUGAAUUUAGUUUACAACCAGAUGAGAAAUUGUCAGAAAACAAUAGGACAGAUAAAAGAGAUGAAGGAGUUUUUAUUCAUGACAAAAAAUAUCGAAACGUAGCAGAUCUGGGACAAGUCCAAAAGUUGAGUUGGUUUCAAAAGUACAGCCUAAAGAAAAAGACAUUUUUGAGGCCUUGGAACUCGGGAAAAUCAAACCCUGGUCAAAGUGUUUCGUUGACAACAAAUAUUUCUGAAACUGGAGAAAAUUGGAAAACAAACCAGAAGUUUCUAUUUACUAAAAAUAGUAAUGUAGAAACGAACAGAGACAUUCAACAAAAUAGGUCUAACACAUCUCCUCUACAAGACAAAGAGUCUAAAGAAAUGGCGGUGUCUUCAGAAAACCAACAGCCAAAAAAAUGUACCAACUAUCGUGUGACGUCACAGAGAGCUAAUUCGCGUCGUCGAAUCAUUCGUCUUCUUAUCGUUCUCUUGAUUACAUUUGCUCUUCUAGUGCUCCCUAAUCACCUUCGGCUGAUUACAUUUAAUCUUGUACCGAUACGUCUUCAUUGGUUUCCACUGAUCUCCCCAGUCUGUCAAUUUUUGAUGUAUCUCAACUCUGCAAUGAAUCCCAUAAUCUAUAGCUUAAUGUCAAAGAGUUUUAGAAGAGGGAUGAAAGAGACAAUGGUUAGCUGUUUAUGUAAACAUUAAAUGAAUAAAAAAAGCUGAAAGAACGUGACUUGAACGCCAACUAACUUCUGAUAAUAUUUAAAUGUUAUGCUGUGAAAUUCGAUUCAUUUUAUUAUUUUAAAAUACAACUAUAACCGUCAAUGCAAACUAUCACACUCAAGACAUUUUUAAAUAAAAUUGCCUAUUUAGUCAACAGCAGAAUUGAGGUACCACAUUCUGCUAAUGCUUAAAUUGGGCUGAUACUCGCAGAUAAUAGGCUACUAACAUUGCACUGGAAAUUUGGGAUGGACUGUCACAGUAAGUCAAAACUUUGGAAUGUUACACUUUUGGUAUAUGCAUAAACUGCUUAAUAAUGAUAAAAAAGCAAUUACAUUGAUACAUAAAGUCACAAUUUCGCUGUUUGCACUUUGCAUGUUGUUUUUAUAGAAAGAAAUGUUUUUGAUUGAUACUUGCUUUCGCCGUCUGUCUCCGCAGUUGAUUCAAUGUGAUUUAUCAUCUUUAAGUCAUUUAUAGUUACAUGUACCUCUUCCAAAGCUUUUAAUUCAGAAAAUGGAGCUUACAGAAGAGUGACUGAAAAGUAAAUAAUAAAGCCACAGCGUGUACCAUUCAAUUUGAAAUACGAUUUCGACAGUAGCCUAACAGGGGAUAGAUCCAACAACCACACAUGCUGCAAAUAGCCUAGUUAUUGUCACAGCAAACAUGCAUUUCUUCAUUUAUUCCAUUAUAUAUUUUUAACAGCCCUAGCUCACUGUCUCAUAACUGUUUUUUUUUAAGGACUCUUAAAAUAUAUAUUUCACCCAGUUUUUUCAUAUUUAUAUUUAAUGUUUACGUGCAGCAACAUAGCCCAUUGGUUACACGCUUUUUCCUAAUCGAUUUUUAUUCUAUCCAAAUUUUAAUGUAUAAUUUGACUCAUUUUUUUAAAUGCUAUCACAGACCUAUAUAAUCUUUGACCUUUAUAAUCACUGACCUAUAUAGGUCUGUGAACGCUUUUGUUAUCGGCCCCCGAAAGGGGAAAAGACGCUAUUAGUUUUGUGUCGCCUGUCUGUCCGUCCGUACGGUUUAGAUCUCAGAAACUAGAAGAGAAAAUGAAAAUCGGACAUCAUGAUAUUUUAGAUCAUUCAAAGUUGUGAUGCAACGGCUACUUUUUUUUUCCGAAAGUGAACCAUCUAGUUUUUAAAAUUACAUAUGCAAGCAGAUUUUUCAAAAAAUUACACCAGUUUUAAAUGAAAAACUUCAGGGGAAGUAAGUCUUAUUAAAAAGUUCACAAGCUUCUUCAUUAAUAAAUCACGCUUCAUUCAUAGAUUCGCGCAUUGGUACAAAAAAAUUGCAUCUAAGGUCACAAAUGAGUUAGUAUCAAUGGAUCAUUAUAAAAUAGAUUUUCCAUUUAUUAACAUUUAUUAACUCAUUGAAUAGAAUACUGAUUCAAAUGUUAUUUUAAAAAAUAAUUUUGAUACGAAAUUCGUUUUAGUUAUAAGUUUCAAAAUAGUUAACUGGCAAACUACUUUUAUAGCGCGCAGUUUUGACAUACCCUCAUUAUAGAGCCUACACUUGACUAAGACUAAAUAGAGCCCAGAUCUACAUAUAUUUUUAAAACGAGUUCUAAUCUAGAUAUAGUAGAUUCUAUAUCAAGAUUCUAGAUCUAGACUUAGAUAUAGACUUAGAUCUAGAUCUAGACUUAGAUAUAGACUUAGAUCUAGAUCUAGACUUAGAUCUAACUCUAGAUUGACUAGACAUUAUAGACUUAGAUCUAUUUCUAUACCUAGACUUAGAUCUUGAAUAAAAUUAGAACUAAAACUAGGUCUAGACCUAGCUAGAUGUAUGUCUAGUUUGUAUGACAAAUGACAAUGGAGAUAUUAAUUUUUAUUUUCGAGGGAAAAGUCUUAGGACUUGAAUUGUUCUCAUGUAGCUUAAAGUAGGUCAAGAAUUUUUUUUCGUGUUGCCAAUUUACCUAAUUUUGCUAGAAGAAUAAAUCUUUUUUAGUUUCUCUUUAUUACAAUGUAACAUGUUAUUAAUUUUGAAUGUAUGGAUAAGGUUAUUUAAAAAAAUAAGUGUACGCUAAAUGAAUAUAUUGAGAUGCUGUGGCUGAGGGGUAAAGCACUUGGAACUGGAAGUCCCGUGUUCCAAUCCUGGUGAAGAUUCUAGGUGGACCACUUCGGGGGGCCGAUUUUGAGUUUGUGUUUCACACAAACUUUCUUUGUAACCUUGUUUUUUGUUGUGUUCUACUUUCCGCUUCUGCUUUUUUUUAAUAACUUGGUUGAAAUAAACAGCAGCACUUAAUAAGAACAAAGAGACAGUUCUAGUUCUUUUAUUUCAUUAGCAAGGGCUAUUUAGAUUACUAGGCAUACACUCUGCACUGUUUCCCAAUGUGGCGUACGCGUACCCCCAGGAAUACGGGAAGAGUUUGAAGGGGUAAACGUUGCACCACAUUAACUAUGCUGUUGUUGUUUUUUUGUCGCAAAUAUCCAUUUAGGGCCUAUUAAGUUCAGUUUAAUAAAUAAAGAUACAAUACCAACAAGAUUUAAAUCAAAUUUUUAUUAUUAUUGUAUCUUAUAUUUCUACCAACUCAUAAUAAGUGAUAUUUUAAAUUUUAUGAAUGAGUUCUGCAAAGAUCAGGAAAUGGUCUUGGAUCAUUUUAUAUUUGUAAGAUUGUUAGAUCAUAAAUAAAUUUAGUAAUAAUGGCUUAUUAUUGAACAAAGAAAGUUUAUAAAAGUUAUAAU
Molecule: messenger RNA, 4558 nt
Organism: Biomphalaria glabrata
Lineage: Eukaryota; Metazoa; Mollusca; Gastropoda; Planorbidae
Product: trissin receptor-like
Exons: 6
Coding region: 354-1862 (502 amino acids)
Biological process (GO): G protein-coupled receptor signaling pathway
Cellular component (GO): membrane
Molecular function (GO): G protein-coupled receptor activity; peptide binding
Source: RefSeq, a predicted model, not a curated record